AUGUGCAUCAAUAUUUCCAUUCAGUGUUUCUUCGAUGAAUUCUCGUUUGAGAGUUGUACUGACUUCUUCACCAGCAUCAACCAUUCCACCAGACUAACUGGAUGCUUCACAAUCUCUUGCUUUUCAUUCCUUUUCCAUGUUGACACAAUAGGAUCAGCUAAAAUUUUUAAAAACAAGU
Molecule: messenger RNA, 178 nt
Organism: Clunio marinus
Lineage: Eukaryota; Metazoa; Arthropoda; Insecta; Diptera; Chironomidae
Source: the annotation of a GenBank genome assembly